AUUGUAUCAGUUUCCGGUUUGUACAUCCUUUUGAGAGCCGUCAUAAUUAUACUUCCCCGUUAUCCGUGCACAUGUAGUUGGUGUGCUGUAAACUUUAAUCCUAUACAUAGAUUUUCCAUCGGCAUUGUUACUUUUAUCGCAUGAUCCUAAUGAAAAUCAAAGAGGUCAAUGCGUUAAUGGAUAAGUACUGAUCUAUUUACAACACACAUGGUGCACUAGUUUUGCCAGACUCAAAGAAUCCAUCGCUCAGGUCAUGAUUCUAUUGUUAUAAACAAUACCUCCUGUCUCGAUACCUGUCUCUGACAUGGUCACACCUGUGUUUACCUGUCUCUCUGAAUACACCUACAUGAUUAUAUACGCUGUAUACCCAGCCUCGCUGCUCCUCGGUCUGGUGUGCCAAUGGUGCUGAGCGUUGUUACGGAGAAAUCGAUAACUACACGGGAUCAAUCAGUUGGUAGAACAUAUAUCGUUGAUGGUCAUUCUCAGCGAUCGACCCGACAACCGGGUAUUCUCACGUGAACUCUUUCCAACCUCACACGAGCGACCUCCCGAGUCAAGCCUGUUCCGUAUCACCACGCUCUUACAUCACAACGCAAGGGGAUUCCGAGAUUUUAGCAGGAUGUGGCAACAUUAACUUCGACGAGGGGACAUGAAUCUAAGAAAGAACCGUGUCAAUGAACAAAAAACGAUGCUUGUUGUAUGUGAGGAACUCUUCGAUAGGUCAACCAAAAAAAUGCCAACAAAUGUUAAAUAUUUCGCAUGCGUUGUGGCAAGCUUCUUCGCAACGGUAGCAGCGCUCUUCACUCUGCUGUCGGUGAGUCAAGGGAUGGGACCGAAUCACUUUAAACCUAUUCGUAUUAUAAAUGUCAUUCUACAAAGCAACCAAGCGUCGUCUGAUGAAUACCUUCCAGUGAAUUCAUUUAGAGAUCCACCACCCGUGUCUCCAGACUUUACCGCAAAGAAUGCAUCAUCACCGACAUCUUUGUCAGCAUCAUCCUCAUCAUCCUCAUCAUCAUCAUCAUCGAAAGCAGUAUCAACUUCAUCUAAAAAAGAAUCAACAAUAUCUUCUUCAUCCACGAGGACAACGACUUCUUCCUCUUCCCGUCCUCCUGUGUCAUCGCUUCCUAAAUCCUCUUCUGCUAAUCCUAACCAGAAAUCUUCUUCAAAGGCCGGUACAACGGCUGCGCCGCUGAAGUCGACAACGACCUCUUUGUCCACAUCCAAAAGGGCUUCAACUUCCCCAACCCUUGCUUCCAAACUGCCUUCCACCAUAAAGAAAUCAGCGACAACAGCUGUAACAACCACGCCACCAUCUACACACUUGUCGAUUGCAUCACCUUCAACAACAAGGUCGCCGUCCGCCUCCUACAUCUGUCCGACUUUUACGGGAAGAUUGGGGAACAAUUUAUUUCAGUUUGCGUCGGGAUACGGCAUAGCAGCAUCUAAAAACGUCAAGUUUGUGAUAGGAGAAGGUGAUAAUAUAAAUAAAAUAUUUAAAUUGAAAACAGACAACCAUCUAAUCGUUAGCAAAACCCGACGCGAGUGUGCGGCAGCGAAGUUCCGAGGAGAGGGCCGGGCAAGCGGAUUUGACCCAAACGUUUUGAAAUUCAAAGCAGACACUACGUACCGAGUAGGGAACUUUCUACAGUCGUGGAAAUAUUUUCACGACGUAUCUAGUGAUAUUCGAGGGCAACUCAAGUUUAGAGACCAUAUUCAGACAAAAGCUGAUAGUACUAUCAAUGGCUUCUUAAAAAAGUAUAACACAACACGUGAGAAUGUGACUGUAAUAGGUAUUCACGUACGGCGGGGGGAUAUGGUCAACCAUGGAUUUGGUUAUCAAGUUGCAACUAAGGAAUACUUUGAAAAAGCGGUAGCACUAUUUAAUAAUUAUUCUAGUCCGUUAUUUGUUGUAUGUACAAAUGACUUGGCGUGGUCUAAGGCAAACAUCCCGAAGAGCAACAAAGUUGAAUUCGUGUCGGGUAACUCACCAGAAGUAGAUAUGGCUGUGAUGGCGUCAUGUGAUCACGUGAUUACGUCGGUGGGUUCCUACGGUUGGUGGGCAGGCUGGCUAAGUAACGGGACUGUGACGUAUUACAAAUGGCCGGCGAGGGAGGGAUCCGGUCUGCGCAGCGCCUACAGUGCAGAUUACAUGGACUAUUUCUACCCACACUGGAUAGGAUUGUAGAUACUUGAUUACUCGCUCAAAGUCAGAUUUUAUCGAAUUCCGCUGUAUUGUAUAUUUAUAUACAUGUAUAUGGUUAUUGUUCAUUGCAUAAUAUAUCUCUAAAUUCGGUGAAUACAAUUAUUUACCGAGGAAAAGUAUGUGUUCCUCUCUGUAUCUGUAGUGUGGGUCUAUCUGAAUGAAUUACAUUGUCAAACAUUUGAUAACCAGCAUUAUUUAUGUACGAAUUCCACGUCAAUAUAAUUUAAAAUAUAUUGCAGCCAUGUGUAAGAAACGCAACUGUUAGCUCAAAGCAUCGAGAAAGGAAAUAACAGCAUUAUGAACAACUCUAUUACCACGCAUAUCUUUGCGUAUUGUUAUGAAUGCCGUGAGAGAUUCAUGUGAGUGCUUGAUGUGUGUAUGAAAGCUUAUUUAUUAGUUUUGAAAUAUCUGUUCGUUUUCGAAGAGUUGUUUGAGAUUAUGUGACACUCAGUUGAUGUAUUUUGCCGUAUACUCGUUCAUGAAUCUCCUUUAUGUUACUUUAGAUGUUUGUCCUACUUGUUAUAACGUGAAUUCCGGUUGAUAUUGUACAUUCCAAUAUGUCGUGCAUUUCAUGGGUUACAUGGAAUGAGUCUUGUAACAAUUGCUCAAGUUUGUUUCGAGCUUAUGUUUGUUUCAAACAAUAAAAUAUAGAUUUAUAUAUACAAAA
Molecule: messenger RNA, 2870 nt
Organism: Magallana angulata
Lineage: Eukaryota; Metazoa; Mollusca; Bivalvia; Ostreida; Ostreidae
Exons: 4
Coding region: 650-2185 (511 amino acids)
Biological process (GO): carbohydrate metabolic process
Cellular component (GO): membrane
Molecular function (GO): galactoside 2-alpha-L-fucosyltransferase activity
Source: RefSeq, a predicted model, not a curated record